AUUACUCUUACCAGUUACCUGCGGCGACUCCCUGAGAGUGAGGUUGAAGAUGAGAACAAACCGCUAAAGCUGCCAGGUGUACUAGCAUCAAUGACAGGAACAGUCAUGUACCCUGAUGAAGAGUCUGCAAAGUGGGAUGUAGAUGGUAUGUGUUAACCCUGUUAUCAAUAAGUAAAUUCUCCUAACUCGUCUCUAUACAUUUUCCUUGGUAGUGAAGAGGAGAGUUAGUGUAACAGUUAUGAAAAAAAGCUUUUUUGCUUGGGGAUCAUUCUCAUUCUCAUUCUUCUAUUUUGCAGUUCCUGCUCAAGAAAAGAUUUUAACAAACAUGCAGGUGAACUUUGGACCCCAGCAUCCAGCAGCUCAUGGUGUAUUGCGACUGGUUCUCGAACUUGAUGGCGAGGUAUUGUUCUUUUUUUCUUCUGAAUGUUUGAAGUUCUGAGCAAGCUUUAAAAUCAUUUGGGCAUUAGCACUAUCCAGCAGAUAAAAAUCUAUCCAGUGGAUAAUGCAAUUGGUUUCCCUAGUACUUAUCUGCUGGUUAGUGAUUUAUCUGGUGGAUAGCACUAUCCAACAUUGAACAACCCAGGCCUGGUUCUUAUUAGCAGAUGUUUACUGUAUUACAGUUCUCACUACAUGUAUGAGAUGAGUCUCUUUUACGAACCCACAAGCAUCAAACAAGAUUUUUUCAUUCAUAGUUUGGCUUUCAGUAAGAUGGUAAAACUGUUUGCUUUGCAUUGUGUGUAGGUUGUCAUUCGUGCAGACCCUCAUGUUGGACUCCUGCAUCGCGCUACUGAGAAGUUGAUUGAGUACAAGACAUAUCUACAGGUAUACAUAUCUACAGUUCUCAAGAUUGUACUCAGAGGUGCUAAACUUCAUACAAUCUUUACUUCUUUAAUAUAGACCCCUUUGUAAGGGUAUAUUUGGCCCAGUCACUUUGGUGCCCACAUCAAGGAGUUUUUUAUGUAAUGAUCAUUUUUUGCACAGGCCUUGAUUCCAAGGUUUAUUGUCCUUUAAUUUCCUGUGACCAAUUUUUUUCCAGUUUUGUAUCAAGGGGUUAGUUUUCAAUGCGUCCGUGGGGGUAUGAGAUUUUGUUAUAUCAACUGAAUUAGUAAGGUAGAUGGAUUUGUCCAUUGUAGGGAGAUAAAAAGGCUGAAAGUCAAGUGUUAGCCCUUUGUCAGGGUGAAGUUUCGUGUUAUAUUGCUUGUGUUUCUUUACAAAACAUCAAGUACUUGUAAUUUACUAAAGUUUAGGAGUAUGUUGCGUCUCAUUGUGCAAAAGCCAAGUUUAUAGAAAAAUGGAAUUUGUCCUUAAAAUGUCCUUGAAAAUAUAUAGUUUUUAGAUUUAUAUGAACCAUGAUUUAUUUGGAUGUAACCAAAAAAUGUUGCCACAUCUCUAUGAUAGAAAGUAUUCCUAAUACGUGCUGUUAAGGUCUCUGUUUUACAGAAAAAGGACUGUAAUAUUAAUUAGGGAGCUAAAGCAACAACAACGGCAAAAGCAGCAAAAAUGCCACUCAAGAGUGAAUUUUUGUUGUCUUAAACUUCAUCGCUCUUAUUCCAACUCCUUUAAUUUGACAAAUGUUGGCGAUUUUUCAGGAGUUGAAUUCUAAAGGACCAUAUGUAAGUUCGCAAAAACAAAAAGAAAAUUGUUGUCUUGUGUGCGCGUCCUCCAUAAAACGUGAAAUUAGGAAGAUUUGCGUGCUAGUCAUGCAGUGAUGGCAAAGAAAUAUACAAAAAAGCAUGAAGUUGUUGUAUUGCAAAAUAAUUAUUGUAUAGCUCCUUAUUAUGAUUGCUUCUGAGAUGUUGUAAUAAGAAGCUGGAGUCAAAGUGUGAUAUAUUUAACAAUUAUUCCUUGAGCCUGAAUGGGCUGUGAGUCGCGAAUGGGCUGUUGACUCAGAGGCCAUGAGGGCGAGAGGAAUAAUAAUUAUUUUAGUAAAAUCCAACUAGUUGGUCAAAAAAAUCAAGAAUAAAAAAUUUUUAGCUAGUUAAAGCUGGACUUUAAUCCUUUUUUGCCGCCAAAAAGCCCGCGCUUUUCGCUACUAGUGGGUUAUAACAUAUAGCCUAGUAGUAGCUCAACCAAUCAGAAUGCAGCAUUGAUAAUAGACCACUAGUUGGAUUUUACUAAAGAAAAUUAUAUCCCCAGUGCUAUGUGUCUCUGUUGUUUCAGGCCUUACCAUACUUUGACCGUCUGGAUUAUGUUUCUAUGAUGACAAAUGAACAGUGUUACUCUCUAGCCGUGGAGAGACUCUUGAAUAUCGAAAUUCCAGAAAGAGCCAAAUGGAUCAGAGGUGCGGUGAUGGAUUUCUUUUACAUUCUCGAGUACAUUCCCAUUGCUCCCCAAAGUAAAAUUUAGAAUUAAAUCCCAAUUUAUUUUGUAGAAUACUGAUCAACAAAAAAACCUUGAGUGAGUACUGUCAUGAGGUUUUGGUGGAAUGGUUCACCAUCGCAUUUCUCCCACAGAUUCAAAAGUUAGAACCACCUUGUACAGCAUUGAACAAACAGUACCACAGGAAUGUAAUGCUCAGUAGCUUCCAUUUGAAUGGUCACAUUUUGGGAUAAUUUUCAUCCACAGACUCAAAAGUAAGAAACACCUUGUACAGCAUAUUAAACAGUACCACAGGAAAGUACUACUCCGUAGCUUUUAUUUGAAUGGUUUCACCAUGUAACACUUCUCCCACAGACUCACAAGUGAGAACAACCUUUUUUAAUGGCACAAUGUUAUAAAAGGUACCACAAAAAAGUACUACUAAGUAACCAAUUAAACGGUCACAUUAUUAGGAUUUCAUAUUGCUGUAACAUACCAGGUAUUGUUGUAUUGCCACCUGGUUAGCUCAGCUGGGAGAGUGCCGGUCUGUUGAGAGGUAGGUCACGGGUUCGAACCACGGCCGAACCAACAGUCAGGGUCUUUAAAUAACUGAGAAGAAAGUAAUAAUAAUAAUAAUAAUAAUAAUAAUAAUUUUAUUUAUAUAGCGCUAAAAUCCAAUAAUUGUCCAAAGCGCUACCUAAUUACAAAAAAGAAUAUAAAAAAACAAAACAAAAACAAAAACAAAAAAAAAAUCUAAAUUAUAAAAUAUCUACAAUAUACAAUAUAAUUCAAAUAUAGCCUAAGUUAUCUACUAUAUAAAUCAAAAACAUCUUAAAAACAAAAGGAAUCUCAUAACCUAUAUGCUAACUUAAAAAUCUGUAGGUUCCUAAGAUGUACCGGUCUGGGUUCUGCUGGCCGGUGUAGUGCGGAUCAAUUGUGCCCUCAUGUACUGGAUCUGAAGCCAAGGUUCGGAUUAACCUCAUUACUGCUUGUUGCUCUACAAAACGAAGAGAUUGUAAAUUGUAAAUAUCUUAUUAUUCACUCCCCCUUGGGGCUUUUCAGGGAUAAUUUACAACUCUGGUCGGGGAAAUUUGCCAGACUGCUCAUGGUAAAGAGAUGAGUGUUGACGACCCCUAUGUAAGUGUGAAGUUGAGAUAGGCAAUCACACCGGAGACUACAUCUCCUACUCUUUAUGAAGAGUGUGUUGGUUCUUUAACCUGCCACAGAAUUUAUUGCAUGAUGAAGCAAGGCUUGUGAGAUGGGGCCUUAGGUUUAUCAUCCUUAUCUGAGAAGACAAGAAAGUCUAACCCUGUUGCAUAUGUCUUUACAGUAAAAAGGCAGCACUUUCUUCUCAGUUACUUAAAACCCUGAGUGUUGGUCCAGCCGGAGUUUGAACCUGCAGUCUGCCACUCAGCAGGCUUCUAAGCUCUUAUCCAAUUGAGCUUGAGAACGAGAUGGCGAUUCAUAAAUGUAAAUGUGAUUUUAUGGUGUGUUUCAAAGCAAAGAAAAGUCAAAACUGGACAAGAUUCAGUCGAUUCUGUGUUAAAAGACACCCCACUGGACAAGCUAGAACUAGUUUACCUUCAUUUCCAGCUUUCUUUAACCACCGGUUAACAGCUGGGACAACAUCAGGUUUGAAUGUUGAAGUAACUGUCUGUUCAAGUGAAGGAAAAUCACAAUGAAAUAAGGACCCGUUCAUAAACAAACUGUUUACAUGUAUUAAAUGGAGACAUGAAAUGACUCAUAUUUUGAACUGCUGAUAAAGAUAUAAGUGGCCUGCACUCCAGUUGGCUUGAUUAGCUUAAUGGAUGGAGCAUUGCGCCCAGUCAUCGCAAAGGUCAGGGUUCGAUUCCUGGUCAAGCCUGAAUUUUUUCAGGCAUUUUUUCAACAGCUCAGGUUGUUUAUUCAACUGUGAGGAUCAUUUCUACUUUCAUAAACGGUUUAUUGUAACAAACUGGCAUGGUGUCUAAGUAAAUAUCUUACCCUUUCCAUUUCAGCUGAGUCACAUGCGUCAUUCAACAUGUUGGUGACAAUCUUCUUGUCUGAUAAAAUGAUAAAAUUUAAGUAUUUUUCAGUAAACAAAUAAUGCCUUUCUUAUUUUGAUUGAAAUACAUGUAAUGGUUCUUAUGGAAGAAAAAUGUCUAUUAUUAUUAUCAUUAUUAUUGUUAUUAUUACAAAGAAGUGUGAUAACUUACAUUACAUUAUCUCAAGAAAAAAUUACAUUUAGAACUACAAUUAAAAAUGACAAAAACUUCCAGGUCAGUGAUAAUAUUAUUUUGUGUAUUUAUUACUGCAUGAACAGAUUACCAAAUAAAAAUACCUUUCAAGGAAGCAUUUUUCACCCAGGCUUGUGUUGCUGGUAUGGCUCUUGGGUUCAUGACAGCUUUUAGAAGGGCCUAGAAAUAAAUGUUAAUGGAACUUGAAUUUAGCCUUUUUAGAUCUUCAACAAAUCUGAAAACUUGUGGACAUCUCAUUAUUCAGGACAGUUUGCUUUGCUCCUGGGGAAAGAAAGCAGUGACUGUCAUAUUUUUACCUAAACUCAACCCGCUUACUAUGGGCGUCCUGUUAAUAGGGACACUUUCUUUGGCUCCUUGAGUGUCUUUAUUAACCUUUUAAACCCUAAGAUCAAAAUUUGAAUUCUCAUUUGUUGCCCCUACUGGCUACUCAUUUACUAUAGAAGUAGUGGGGAGAGGUUCAUGAAAUAUCAAGCAAAUUCAUCCUGUGUGAUCAUGUUCGCAAUUCUCAUGACCACUCUGUUUUACAAAGCAUUGAUAUUACAAGGAGAAAUUUGAAGCUGGUCACUCUUAGGGCUUAAAGGGCUAACAGGGUUUGACUGUAUUAUGUGCUAAUAAAAUAUUGCAACAGUAAGCUCUCUUCCUGUCCAUUAUAUUUCCUCUAAACCAUAUUAUUUUGUAUAUUAGACUUUUUUUAAUUACCCUUUUUCUCUACACUUAAAGAACAUUAUUUUUGUCUUACCUCAUCUGUUCCUCUUUUCUGCAUAUCUUUCAUUUCCCAUAAGGUGUAAUACAUUGUCUGUUGGGCAUGGUUUGGUUCAUCUGGUUUGUAACCAACUAGAAUAGAAACAUUAGGAAAUCAUAGAUAUUUCUUACUUACAAUUUUAACCUGUUUUUUAGUUUGAGAUACAAUUUUAACAUGCUCGCAGGUAGCUACACUAAUCCAUAUGCAUAGAUCAAAAAACCAAAUAGUUUCUUAGAUUGUCAUACACUGUACGUGCUAAUUUCAUUUUAAAUUUUUUUUUCUCAGUUAUAUCUUGGUCAAAGUUUGUGACAUUUUCAUUUUGUUCCAAUUGUGUACUCAUGCUUUCUUCCUUUUGAAGGGAUGUGGACAUUAUUUCUUACUGAGAAGUUCAAUAACAUCACUGCUAGUUGAACCUUAAAAUAGUCACACUUCGUCAUUGAUUAAAAUUCUUGGCAUGGCUGAUGAUUAGCCUGCACCACAGAGGAAACUAAACUCUGGUCAAGUCCAUCUGUGAAACAGCACCAAAAUCCUUGUUCUGGGCCCCACCUGUGUACCAGGAUUUGAGUAUGUGCCAUGAUUGGCCUGUUCAACAAGCCACUGUUGAUUUGCCAAUCAAGAUAUGAAAGGAAAUUAGAAACCCACUUCCAGGAAUUUGUUGUGUCAUUUGGGGGCCCAGAACUAGGAUCUUGGCGCUGCUUUGUAGAUGUUACUAACAGAGUUAAAUUAGAUCCCUGACGCAGGCUAGGACCCAUGGGUGCUUUCAGGAAGGGGGUCCAGAUCUCCAGGAUCAGCCACUGAUCAUAAGUGCCUGUCAUUAACUCAAGACACUUAUAUGAUUAUAAUGAGACUGCAUAAGAUCUCCACAGCAUGUUAAUGCUUACAUCCUAGCUCCACGGCCCAGUAAUGUUUAAAAGGUGGAUAAUGCUAUCCACUGGAUAAAUCUUUAUCCCGUGAAUAACGCAUUAUUGUUGUCCCUAAUACUUAUCCCCCCGUUUUGUGAUUUAUCCAGUGGAUAGCACUUAACAACCGGAGCCAGGUAAACUAGCCUUAAGGCUGAAUGAGAACAACUUGACUGACUGCGUAUUCAACCUAUCAAUAACUUACCAUCAUAAGGGUCCUGUCCAGGCUUUUCUUUUGCUUUUGGAAACCCUUUAGCUUCUCUCAACUGAAGACGCAAGAAUGAUCUGCAGAAAAAUUCAUAUAGGAAGAAGAAAUAAGGAAUCUUAAAAACACUGCUUUCCUCUCUGAAAAGUAUUAAUAAUUAACACUUUUCAGAGAGGAAAACGGAGUUCAUACACCAGGUUAAUUAUCUAAUUAUUAGUAGAUAAUUAACAUGGUGUAUGAACUCCAUAAAACUUUUACAAGUGGAAAUUACAAUUAUAUUACAGGGGAAGAUCCAGGAAUUUUUGAUUGGGGGGUCCAGAUCAUAGGAGAGUACCCAAAAAACAUUGCAUUUUUGAAUAUCCCUGGAAUUUAGUUUUAAAGUGGCAAAAUGCAAGGGCAUUUUAUUAAAAAAGUCAGCCAGUUAAAAAGUGAUAUACGAUCCUGUUGAUGUAAGAAUUUCAGUCUCAAAGAAGCAUCAGGUCUGAUAGGGAGGGUCCGAACCCCCCAGACCGUCCCCCUGAAUCCACCACUGUAUUAGUCGGAGUUUCACUAGCCUAGCGGCAUGGCAGGCAUUCUUCAGGGAAGACGAAGGGAAUUUGGGCACUAGAUCGACCACAAUUGCAAAGGAGACUGGAGAAGGGGAACAUUUGCAUGCUUCUACCAUGCCAGGAAUCUCCUUCUCCUUCCCUUUCAAAUGCCAGCCAUGCAGGCUGAGGUUCCACCGUGUAUGAUCAUAUACAAAGUACACUAUCAGGGUCUACCAUAAAGUUUAUCAUUAUGGACACCUGUAAGGCUGGGUUUCACUAGCGACUGAGUCAGAGUCAUAAUCGGAGCCGCAAAGAGUGCUUAUGACUUGGUGAAAAUCAAAAACUGGAGAUGUGAGCAGAGUCAUAAGCACGACAGAUUCGAUCGCAGUCGAAAGAAUCAGAACUAGUGAAAACCAGAUUAUUGGAGGCGGAAGGAUAAACCAAUCACCAUGCACAUUCCCAGUUUUUGUGAUUACUUUAGUUUGAUCAUCUGCCUCUGCUUACAACUCCAACAACCUAGUUUUCACUUGAUCAUAAGCAACGGAGUCAUCAGAACGCUGUUUUCACUAGAUGGUAACAUCUUGCGGCUCUGACUUUUUAUGACUCCGACUCUAUCGCAAGCGAGUGAUGAGUGAGGUCUUAUUUUUUCAUACAUCAAGUUUGCUUUGAGUAUCAAUGAUAAAUAUCAAAACCUGCCAAUCAAAGGGUAUACCGGAAUCUAGAAUGCUGGGAGAAGCACUUGUUGAGGAAUCCUACUGCUAUCUAUCAUCCCUUCCCCCCAGGCCCCCAAAAUCCCAGAUCCUCUUGCCCCUUCUCGCCCGGUGUUAAGUUUACUUUUUUUAUGUGCUUAGAGCAACAGGAUAGAUGCUGGCGUUCCCGAACUAAAUAUGAAGAUUUUUAAUAACAGAAAAAUUUGAACAUUCUACACCAGCAGUACCCUUCAAAAACACUAUUCUUGCAUACUCUAAACACUAUAUAAUGUUGCCACUUAUAAUAAUAAUAAUAAUAAUAAUUUUAUUUAUAUAGCGCUAAAAUCCAAUAAUUGGCCAAAGCGCUACCUAAUUACAAAAAAAACAAAAAAAUACAAAAGGAAUCUCAUAACCUAUAUGCUAACUUAAAUAAAAAAGUUUUAAGGGAUUGCUUAAAAGUUGCCACUGAAGCACAUUUCCUAAUCUCUAGAGGUAAAUCAUUCCACAAUUUAGGUCCUGCAAUAGAGAAAGCUCUGUCUCCAUAUGUUUUCAAAGUGCUGCCUUUGUAAUGACAUCUGCAAACGGUUAGACUUUCUAGUCUUCUCGGAUAAGGACGAAAAACCGUAGGUCCCCUCUCACAGCACUUACACUUAUCUGGUUCUUGAGGGACGUAAAAGAACCCACGCCACUAUUUGAAAAGAGCAGGGGACGUAGACUCCAGUGUUGUGGUCAACCUUCACUCAUCACAUCAUUCACAUCAUGGGUUGGGUGAGUACAGUAAGCUCACAAAUGGACUGAACUUACUGUUCACAUGUUACAAUAUGUGUUGUAAGCGGGGAUGUCUGUUGUCCUCUCAUCCUCAAGUCUUCAUUCAUUUCAUUCAUUCAACAAGUCAGUCUGGUGGGAGUGCAACGUUUUUGUAAAUGUAAACGCUUCCUUUUAUUUCAGAACUAAAACAAUGACAGGUUACUUGUGUAGAAAGUUGCUGAAUUUCCACCUUCUGAUUGGCUUGAUCUAAAAAAUUGUUGUUAUUAAAGUUUAAGUGCUUUGCACAUACCGGUGGUUAAUUUUGCUGCGCUUUUAAUUAACAACCAUGGUUUCUGUUUGCUUUUUUCAGUGUUGUUUGGUGAAAUCACCCGAAUACUGAACCACAUAAUGGGCGUCACCACACAUGCUCUUGAUGUGGGUGCCAUGACACCAUUUUUCUGGAUGUUUGAAGAGAGAGAAAAGGUAAUAACAUUUCUAUAUAACUCUACAGGCAGUAUCUGAUUAAACCCUAAUAUCAAAAUUGAGAUUCUCAUUUACUUUCCUUAUAAUUUUUCAAUAGAAGCAGUUUGGAGAAUUUGUUGAAAUAUCAGACUGAUCUUUCCUGAUCAUGGAUUCAAUUCUCAUGACCACUCUGUUUUCUAAAGCAUUGACAUUAUAAGAAGAAAUUUCAUUCUGAUCACUCUUAGCAUUUUGUACCACAUGGUACAUGUAUAGUAUCAGGUCAGGUAAAUUUUGGCUUCUCUCUCUGGUGGGUGGGAUAUGGGGCGGGGGGGAUACUCGACCAAUAUUUGGGCCAAAACCAUUCUAAAAGUAAACUGCUCGGGUAAAAAAGCCACGACAAGAAAAAACGUGUGCUCUCUCACGUGUGCCUGUUCUCUCUUUCACUCACUACAUCCAAGCGCCUGCUACGCAGGCUAAUUCCCAGACAUCCUCAAAGUUGGUCUGCAAAAAAAAAAGCUUGGCUGUGCCUUGUUUUUUCCCGCCACUUCUUCUUCUCCUCUGGAUCUCCGAUGAAAUACUGCCUCUUGCUGCUUUUGAUAUGUUACUUCACUAGCUCUUUUUCUCUUGUAUGUUAUGUUUGCUGCAGAUGAUGGAGUUUUAUGAAAGAGUUUCUGGUGCCCGCAUGCAUGCAGCUUAUGUCAGACCGGGUGGAGUGGCGUUGGUAAGUGUUAAGCAAACCUCCUGACUUUAUUUAUUGUUUCAACGAUGUGAACUUCAGCAGCUGCGAGUGACAUUUUGUAUCUCUUUUACGAUGCUUUUAAUCGUUUUUAAAUCUUUCCUUACAUUGUCACCUCAGCAUAUCAGUAAUUUAAUUACUAAGUAUUAGCAGGAGCUGAUUACUUCGGCUCCUGGUAUUAGGAAGCAAUCUGCCUAUUGGCUGCCAUCAAAAGGUGGAUCACUACCUUGUAAGAAGAAGCUGGCAUCCUUUACAGAUAGAUUUUUUUCCCGUCGCUGCUCCUGCACUGUAGAAUGCCUUACCCAUCUCUAAAUUAUUAUUAUCUCAUUUUUUAUUUUGGUAUUUGUUGUCUUCUUCAUUCAGGAUAUGCCACUCGGUUUGAUGGAUGAUAUUUAUGACUUUGUUUCAAAGUUCGCCCAGCGACUGGAUGAAGUUGAAGAGGUGUAGUAACGUUUUCAUACGGGACUCCCACAUGAAAGGGACCCGGGUGGUCGUCGUCUUGCUUAGGGGUGUAAAUUUCGGAUUUUGGUCUCACUUAGGGUGUUCUGGGCAAAACCCCAUUAUAUUUAGCCAUAAACGUCUCUUUUAGGUUUCAUGCGAAGAAUUUUAAAAAAAUUAUAUAUUUUCAAUUUGUUUUAUUUACUCGAUUUAAGUAAUCAAAGUUUAACAUGGUCUCUUUUAGGGGUGAAAAAAGAAAGGUUAGGCCACGCCCAGAUUGGUCUCCUUUGGGGGUUUAAUUCACAAUUUCAGACGAGCAUCCCCGCCUCUUUCAUAUGGGAGUCCCCCGCGCGUUUUGUAUUACUAACUUUAACAUCGUAGUAGGCAAAGCCAGCACAGUGGGACUCCAGGAGAAUAGGAGGUGGGAGGGAUGCGGGAGGCGGAAGUUCUAAAAGGACGGGAAUUGGGAAAAAUAGGGGAAACUGCUCAACAAUACUGUCUUAAUAUUUUGAAAUCGAAAAACGUAUCAAGGGAGGAAGCCAAGAAAAAGAGGGGCAAUAUGAAAAUUCAAGGUACGGAAGGCAGAAGGUUUGGACCCCCCCCCCCCUCCCUCCUUCAGAGUAUCAUACCCAUUGACCUUGACUGUGUACAACGUGACUCUCAGGUGAACUGCACAUUUAUUGGACAGCAUGCAUGAGGAAUAACGUCGACCUUUUUUGAACUGUUUGGUAAAGGUACAUUUGCAUUAACACUGUUAAAUGAAAAACCUGUCCAAUGAUCUUGGCCCGAUGGCCUGAUGCUUUGCAGUAAGGGAAGUAGUUAAUGGUCUUUGUACCGUUUGAUAAUGCAACUUUUACGGAAGUAACAUAAUAGAGACCAGCCUGCGGAAAGUUUUCAGUUUGGGGGAUAUUAUGUAAAGUCACGCGUGAGCUGCACGCAAAAGGAGGCGCAAGAGUAAGGAGUGCGUUUCCGCGAGGCUUGUUUCGAUCGCCACCAAAAAUGAAGGCUUUGCUCCCAGGCUAAGCGCAGGUUGAAAUAGAGACAAACGAGCAUACCAUUCAAGUGUAAACAGGGCAUUUUAAGAUUAUACCACAAUGGUGAGGGCAGCAAAAACAUCUCUCAAAAAAAAGAUAUCACGCAGGCAAAUUCUCUAACUCUAUAUUUUUGUUCAAAAACCCCAGUUAUCUUUUGAAAUUUAUUUUCAGAUGUUGACAAACAACAGAAUCUGGAAACAGCGAACAGUGGAUGUAGGCGUAGUCACCGCAGAAGAUGCUCUCAAUUACGGCUUCAGGUUGGCAACAGUUUUUUUUUUGUCUUUCAUUCAAAAUAUAUCUCCGUUUCUUAUGGCUUAAAUCUCCGUGCUUGUUCUUCAUAACCUGGUAGCGUUGACCAAAUUUCAAAGAUUCCAGACGUUAAAUCUCCGUGCUUGUUCUUCAUAACCUGCUAGCAUUGACCAAAUUUGAAAGAUCCCCCCCCCUCACCUUCCCGCACCUUGCAUUCCCUGUUUUCGACCCUUUCUCUUGACUUUCUCUCUUUAGCUCUUUUUCGUUUACAAAAUAUAAAACAUUCAUAAUUUGCCCCUAUCUCUCCCACUUCCCACCCUUCCCUCUUUGGCUUUCUGUACCCUUCUUGCCCCCCAUUCUCCCGAUCUCUCACUCCCUUUUCUCUUCAUCUCCCCCUGUUCUCCCGAUCUCCCACCUCCUAUCUCCUAAUCACUCGCCCCCUAUUCUCCCGAGCUUCCACCCUUUAUUCUCCCGAUCUCCCCCCACACCCUGUUCUGCGGAAGGGGAAAAGGGAUUUCAAAGAUUUGGCUUUUGAUUAAGUAAAUUGACCAUCUACUGGUGGUUUACAAGCUGAAGCUUUGAGCGUUAGCCCCUAACUUACCAAUGUUUAACAGGCACUAACACUAACAAACACUAACUGCUGGCUACAGCUGUUAGCUAUAUGUUGUGAAAAGCAACUCUGCGACUGACGUAUCAUUUGUCUUUUUUCGUGCCAGUGGAGUGAUGCUGCGUGGCUCCGGUAUCAAGUGGGAUUUGCGUAAAUCGCAGCCGUACGAUGCGUAUGACAAAGUGAAUUUUGACAUUCCCAUUGGCAAGAAUGGCGACUGUUACGACAGGUAAGGAUUGAAGGAAUUAUGUGACUGAAAUUUUUCCCUUUUUCAUCAAAAUCGACCCCGAGCUUAUUAAUAUUCUCUGCAUUCAUUCAUCGGUUCCAGCAGCUCAGGUUGUGGGAUGGUGCAAAGAGAUGUAUGUUAGCGGGAAAAUCAGUGAAGGGGUGGGGCAGGGGGUGAGAACGAAGGAACUCCUUCUAUCCCUCUUUCUUCUGCAAGAAAUCGCGGUCAAGUUUGUUUAUUCAAGACAACAGAAACUUGAUAACUUUUUAUCUUGAAGAAGAUAAUGGCAAAGUAUGGGUUGUUAGUUGGCAUUUGUGCACUCUUUACGGUCUUGAUUUGUUUAAUCAAGUUUCCCCGUGAUAUUUUUAGGUAUUUGAUCCGGAUGGAAGAAAUGCGACAGAGUCUGAAGAUUAUUGAGCAGGUCAGUGUGCAAAUGAAGCGUGAGAGCACAGACACCCAAUCUCAGAAUGUGAUCUUCCUUCUUAAUGUUGACAACAUAUUUGGUCCUUUUCAACGCGUGACUUAUCUAUGGAGCUAUUUUGUAGGCUUGUCUCUCCAGCCCCCUCCUCCACACCCAACUUACCCCUCCCCCACGCCUACUGCUCAUCCAAAAAAAUGUUACUUUUAUUAAGACCAAGCAUGGGUAUGAUGUCGAUAUGACUGGUACGUACCCUGGGUGUGACACAAUUAAUGUGACGCUCCCCCCACCUCCUUUGAAAAACCGUAGCUACUUUGAAUAGCCAAUUUUAUUCUAGUACCCGAGUGACAUUAAUUCACGAUACCUGACCUUGAAUGCUUUCCAAAACAACGCUUUUAUAAUGAACGCAGUGCCUUCUUCUUUGAUGCUAGUUUGUUUAGUUACUAACCUCUUCAAACAACGCUUCAUUUGUGUCUUUUAUAACAGUGUUUGAACAAGAUGCCCCCAGGUGAAAUUAAGGUGGACGAUGCCAAAAUCUCACCACCAAAGAGAGCUGAAAUGAAGGCAAGUUUCUCGUAUUUUGUACACAAACCUAUCUAGCCUGCGAACAAGCUUUCCAUUUGGGGGAUAUCGUAAAAAGUACACGCACAAGUGGCACGCGAGGAGAGCUUGCUCGCGAGCUAGAACCUAUUGAAAUAUACAACCCAAAAUGCGAAAAUUUAGUGGGCGCCCACGAUAUUUGUACCAUAAGGUUCUGAUCUGAGAAGCAGUCCUGGAACGUUUACCUUUUGGGAGAACAUUAAUUAAAUGCAAUUUUGAAGCUACCAUAGGUGUGGUUCCGUGCCGUCACUGAACGUCAGUUUUCGUUUGCUCUGAGAAGCGUAGUACAUACAGUGAAUAUAGGGAUUACACUAUUCUUUGAGUGGUCGCUUACAGGAGGUUAAAACAAUGGAAAAUUAUAAAACUGUUCCCCCAAUUCACGGUCGAGAGGUGGUCAUUUACGAGAGGUUUCAACGAUAUGACUUUGAGUGAAACAAUGUUGGCAUGUUUGGUGGGUGGUAGUCUGCUACACAGCCGUUUUUAGUGUCGUCACGCAACGCUCCUCCCCACAAGUAAUCGACCAAGCCUUUCGUCCCGGUCUUAUGUAAACGGCAGCAAAACUACAAAUUGGCACCCGUCUGAGUUCGUACCGGUCUCAUGUAAAUACCCCCUAACAACCUCUCGAUUUCCGAUUUUGAAUACAGGAGUCCAUGGAAGCUCUUAUCCACCAUUUCAAGCUCUACACCGAAGGGUAUCAAGUCCCUCCGGGAGCAACUUACACAGCAAUUGAAGCUCCUAAGGUGAGUUUUACAGCCAGAGAAGGCCGUUUAUAGACUUUCUCAAAGUCCAUUUCUUCUAUUGCGUUCAGUUUUAAAGGUCUCCGGUAUUACAAGGGUAUUUUAGAGACAUUUUUGCAGAGCGACUCACAAUAGUUGCUACCUGUUUAUAGUUAAUUACUUAUAUCGUGACUGUCAGUUUGCCGUUUUUUGUCCAUAGUUCCUCGGCUUUUUUUAGCCUUAGUAUCUUGCCUGCAUUUGUCUUUUCUAUGUCUAGUCAUUUAAACACUCAUUCAUUGUUUAAGAAAAGUUUAAAAGUUUCAUUUUUUAUAAAAGUAAUACCAAUUUUCUAAGAAAAACAACAACAAGCGUACUAAGGAAACUCGAUACCGACUACGAACCCUUUUACUUUUCAAUUUCAAGGGAGAGUUUGGCGUUUAUUUGGUGUCAGAUGGAACCAGCAGACCUUAUCGCUGCAAGAUCAAAGCUCCAGGCUUUGCACAUUUGGUGAGUUUUAUGUAGAUUCAUUUUAUACAUUUGGACUGUCCUCAAGAACGCACAGUGGCUGGUCACCUUGGCUUAAGGUGAUGUUACACGGGACGAUUCGCAACGACGAUUUUAAGCUCACCACAGCGUUGCAAUACUCAAACAAUGUUGUAACCAUUCGAAACCAUGUCACAACAAUGUUGCAAUGCUGUGUUGCGCAAAAAUCGUCGUUGCGAAUCGUCUCGUGUAACAUCACCUUAACACGCGCUGACAACCCGAUAAGCCAAUCAGUGUCUACGUAGUUUCACGUAGUCGGCAUCAUGCGCGGGAAAACGUUGGCGAGAAGGUCGCAGUUGAUGUGGGAAAUAUUUCUGAUUGGUUAAGAAAGUGGCAUGACAGUUUUUCAGCCAAACGCAUGCUGGGGCUCAUGAAAGCAAGACUUAGCGUUAGUCACGUGGGCGCGUGCACUCUUCUAGUCUAGUUUUUUGGAUACUGUAAAUUAGGUAUUCUCUGUAUGUUUAUUAUUAGUAGUAUUCAGGGAUUAUAAUUAUCAUUAUUCUCUACAGGGUGGUCUGAAUUUGGUUUCCCAAGGUCAUAUGCUUGCAGAUGUUGUUGCAAUUAUUGGUAAGUUUUUGCUAUCCCAUAAC
Porites evermanni is the source of this 14963-nucleotide messenger RNA. NCBI's taxonomy places the organism in Eukaryota, Metazoa, Cnidaria, Anthozoa, Scleractinia, Poritidae. The record is from the annotation of a GenBank genome assembly.